Molecule: messenger RNA, 2543 nt
Organism: Microdochium trichocladiopsis
Lineage: Eukaryota; Fungi; Ascomycota; Sordariomycetes; Xylariales; Microdochiaceae
Exons: 4
Coding region: 251-2311 (686 amino acids)
Molecular function (GO): protein binding
Source: RefSeq, a predicted model, not a curated record
GUGGUGAUGGUGCACUAGUCUCAUGACGGGAAGAAGCAGUGCGGACAACACGAGAUUCCCCUAGCCAGCCCAGGGAGCACGCUCAAGUCAUACGAUCGGUGGACAGGCAUCUCUGCCGAGCAGAAACUGGAACCCAAGCAAAGCUCAGCGGCAUAUGGCAUGGUCACCACCCUGCUGGCCGCCCACAGUCCCUGCACAAGCCAAAUCGUAUAAGUGACGAUAGACACCCUUGUUAGUGCUUGCUGCCACCAUGGCCAAGGACAAGAAGAAGAGCGAGGGCAAGAAGGCCAAGGCGGCCGAGAAGAAGCUCAAGGCCGAGAAGAAAGGAGAGAAGAAGGCAAAGGUCAAGUCUGCCAAACUGGACGGGAGCGAUGCGGAAGACGUCGAUCUCGACGAUGUCCUCGCCGAGUAUCAGCGUCAGCAGGAGCAGUUUCUCAAGGUCACCGAGACCGUGAUCGACGCGCCACCAAAGCCGCGUUCUUCUUCCACCUUCCUCGCCUCGCCCUCCAAUACCAACCAGCUCCUGCUCUUUGGAGGCGAGAACUACAACGGCUCCGUCGCCCACUUCUACAACGACCUCAACGUCUACUACAUUGACCGUGAUGAGUGGCACUGUGUUACCUCUCCAAAUGCUCCGCUGCCUCGCUCUGGCCAUGCCUGGUGCAGGGGCGGCAACCAGAGCAAUGCCGUCUUCCUCUUUGGCGGCGAGUUCAGCAGUCCGAAGCAGGGCACCUUCUACCACUAUAACGACUUCUGGCGGCUGGACCCAAACGCGAGGGAAUGGACGCGCCUCGAAACAAAGGGGAAGACCCCACCGGCACGUAGUGGUCACCGCAUGACCUAUUACAAGAACUACAUCAUUUUGUUUGGAGGUUUCCAGGAUACGUCAAAUCAGACGAAAUAUCUGAGCGACCUUUGGCUAUACGAUACACAAAAUUUUGUAUGGUACAACCCCACGUUGCCGCCAGCACAGCUUAAGCCAGACGCCCGGUCGUCCUUUACAUUCUUGCCACAUGAUCACGGCGCAGUCUUGUUCGGCGGCUACUCUCGAGUGAAGGCCACUGUUUCUGCCAACAAGUCAGCCAAGGGCUCCUCUCAGGGCCAGCGCAACGUCUUGAAACCUCUCGUGCACCAAGACUGCUUCCUCCUGAGGAUUACCCAACCUCCAGCCGAUGCACCAGCCAAUACGCCGCCAACAGUCCGAUGGGAGAAACGUAAGAAGCCCGCCAACACUCCGAACCCAGCCAGAGCAGGCGCAACCAUGGCCUACCACCGCGGUCGUGGCCUGUUCUUUGGCGGUGUCCAUGACGUUGAAGAGAGCGAAGAAGGUAUGGACAGCGAGUUCUUCAACCAAAUGUUCGCUUGGAACAUUGAGCGGAACCGAUUCUUCCCGCUCGCGCUUCGCAAACCAAGGGUUCAGAAGAAAGCUGGGGCAAAUGAGCAGAGAUCCGGGAGGCGUGGCCGUGCGCAGGCGAAUGAGGAAGAACUGCUUAAACAGCUUGCCGCUUUGCAGGCUGGGACAUCUCUGGAAGAUGCGGAUGACAUCGAGCUCGAUAACAAGGCAGAACCUGAGGUGCCGGAAGUACCAGUGCGGGAGAUGCCAGUGUCCAUGGAGUAUCCCCACGUGCGAUUUAACGCCCAGCUCGCCGUGCAGGAAGAUGUGCUUUACAUCUAUGGUGGCACAUUCGAGAAAGACGAUCGCGAGUUUACAUUCGACGACUUGUACGCUAUCGAUCUGGGCAAGAUGGAUGGCUGCAAAGAGAUUUUCAACCGGGAGGUGGAGAACUGGAUUGAGUCCGAGGACGAAGAUGAUGACGACGACGAGGACGAUGACGAAGAGGAGGAAGAGGAGGAGGAGGAAGAUCAAGACAAUGACCUCCGUGCAAAGAUCACGUCUCCAAGCAAACGUGGCAAGAAACCUGCGGACGAAGUGUCUGUGGCCGACACUGCGUCGACGGAGGCAACCGUGGAGGAAGAUACAGAAGAGGCAGACAAUGCGGCUUCUCCGGUGGAUGAUGGCCUACCUCAUCCUCGGCCCUUCGAAUCACGCCGGGAGUUCUUCACUCGCACUUCAAACGAAUGGCAGGAAAUUUUGAUGACGAACUUGCGAUGGAAGUCGAUCCAGCCCGAGAGCCUGACUGUCAAGGAGAUCAAGACCAAGGCAUUCGAGCUCAGUGAGGAGAAAUGGUGGGAUAGCCGGGAGGAGAUACAGGCUCUCGAGGACGAGCAGGAGGCUGCAGGAAUUGGUGAGGUUGUGUCGCUUGCGGAUAAGACUGAUGCCGCUCCCGGUGGUGCUGGCCGUAGGCGAUAAGUAGGGUCUGUGAAAACAAGUUGUUGCCCGAAUUACAGCAUUUUUGGGCAACAAUAAAAGGAAUCUUGGCUUUGCCAAUCUGCAAGGAGGCAUCACUCACAAGUAAUGGGGUCUUUGCAGUUUGGCCGUUACUCCAGCCCAGGUAAUCUCGGGUUUCCACUUGGAAAACACAGGAUCUUCACUCUCAAAGUAUUUGAAUGCCCGAAUUGGAGCAGUUCAUGGCACCAAGCGC